Molecule: messenger RNA, 1632 nt
Organism: Anopheles marshallii
Lineage: Eukaryota; Metazoa; Arthropoda; Insecta; Diptera; Culicidae
Product: synaptotagmin-12
Exons: 6
Coding region: 1-1632 (543 amino acids)
Biological process (GO): cellular response to calcium ion; calcium-ion regulated exocytosis; regulation of calcium ion-dependent exocytosis
Molecular function (GO): clathrin binding; syntaxin binding; calcium-dependent phospholipid binding
Source: RefSeq, a predicted model, not a curated record
AUGGUGUUUGUAAGCUCGGCCGUGCUCGGUGCAGCCGCCGGUACCGGCUUAGCCCUGCUGGUAGCCGUCACGAUCGUCAUGUACCGGUACUACGUCGUACGCCGGAAGGGUAAAGAAUGGGCUGAGCUGGACCGGCUGGAAGAGAAAAAAGCAGCCCGGAAGAUCAACCUGCAGGACUGCAACGUGUCUAGCGGCUCGGUGCCGGUACAGCCCGCCAGCAGCGUCGUUCAUCAUUCGAUUAGCUCGGAAACGCUAGGCACUGGUCCGGUGGAAGUGACACCCAGCCCGCUGCAACCACCGCAUUCCACCGUGGGUUCGUCGAAAAAAUCGUACGGUACGGGUGAUACACGUGGAGGAGGUCCCGGUUAUCGACCGUCCCAUGCAGCGGCCUCGUCUGCCUCACGCAACAACAGCAUGGAGAGUGUUCAUUCGAGAAGUUCGAGCUACCGGGAGAGUGUGCCGAAAUUUAUGACACACGCGAACAGUGACACACGCUCAACUACUUCGGAUAAUCUAAUCCUGAGGAAAUCUCGUUCACCUAGUCCGAUGCGUACAUUCAGCCUGGAGGGACGCUUUCCCAUCGGGGCCGGCAGUAAUUCUGGUGCCGUAGGACCAGCCGACGGUACGGAACGGGGCAGCAAAGCCAGUCUUGCAUCGGUCGUUAGUAGCGGCGGUCCGCGCGAGUUCAGCUCACCCAAGAAACGUAACAGCACAUUCUCGGGAGUGGUAUCACUGGCGGGUGACGCGAAUGCCCCAGACAGCCCUAUCGGUUCCAUCCGUUCUGAUAGCAGCCGUUCGCCCCGUAGACGUGUUCCGGUGAUUUUGGCAGCGAAUGACAUCCACUCGGUGCUGGGACGCUUUCAUCUGCGGCUGAAGUACGACGGUGGCAAGGAAGAACUGUUGGUGCAUUUGGUUGAGGCACAAGAUCUAACGCCUGCUGGUGAUGCCGGAUUUCGCGAUCCGUACGUAAAGAUGUUCCUCGAGCCGGACGAUGAGCAACGGACGCAACAGACGGCGGUACAUCGAACCGAAACGCAUCCGUACUUCGAUCAGCAACUCUCGUUCCCACUGAAACCUCGCAACCUCGUCAAGAGCAACUUUGUGCUGCAGCUGUUGGAUUACGAUCGGUUUUCGCACGACGAAGUCAUCGGUGAGAUUCGCUUCCUGCUGAACACACUGGACCUGUCCGGUUGCGAGCUGUGGGGUGAUUUGAUCGCCGUCCGUAAACCUUCCGAUUCGACAGCCGAACUACUAAUCUCGCUAAGCUAUCUUCCCCAAGCCGAGCGGCUUACGGUGGUUGUGAUGAAGGCAAAGAAUCUAUUCAUCUCACACGAACCGUUCGUUAAGCUCUAUCUGCUGGUUAAUGAUAAGCGUACGAAAAAGCGCAAAACCAGUGCCAUUCGUGCACUGGAUCGAACCAACCCGAUCUGGAACGAAGCGUUCACAUUUGAGUUGCCGUCGUCGCAGCUGCAGGAUGCCGGUGUCGAGCUGUUUGUAACGUCAAACGAAGGCGAAGGGCAGGAUCUGGGUUGUGGGGUGGGUUUACGCGAAGGUGGUAGCGGCACGCAACACUGGCAGGAUCUGAUGCAGAACAAUCGUAAACCCAUCGCCAUGUGGCACGUUCUGCGAUAA